This is a messenger RNA of Pseudozyma hubeiensis SY62, 1497 nucleotides long. RefSeq lists its product as hypothetical. Lineage: Eukaryota; Fungi; Basidiomycota; Ustilaginomycetes; Ustilaginales; Ustilaginaceae. The record is from RefSeq and is a predicted model, not a curated record. Gene Ontology annotation, biological process: NAD+ catabolic process; NADP+ catabolic process. Bases 1 to 1497 code for a protein of 498 amino acids. Gene Ontology annotation, cellular component: cytosol. The transcript has a single exon. Gene Ontology annotation, molecular function: NADH pyrophosphatase activity.
AUGUCGAACACGCCGCCAACCAAGGCAGGGAGUUUCCCCUCGUUCUCGACCGUCAACUUUUACGCCGGAAGCAAGCUCAAUCGUCUCUCGUGGCUGCGCACCUCGACCGAGUUCCUCAACUCCACUAUCGCCUCGCCCGAAACGCGGUUCGUCGUCAUGAAGAACAACAACCCUCUCUGCCACGCCGACAAGUCCUCGACCGAUACCGAGGGUACCUUGGCCACCUUGUCGUGGGACAAGGUCAAACCGUACAUCCUCGAGAACGUCAAAGCGUCCGGUGGAGUCCAAACCGAGAGCGACGAGCUCCUCGUCUUUGGUCCGCAAGCUUACGCGCUCGAGAACGGCGGUACGGAGGACAAGGACUUUACACGUGCCACCGAUGGAGUCGGACCCAACCGACUGGCGUUGGUGUUUCUGGGAAUCGACGAGUCCAAAUUGAGCGAGUCCUCGCUGCCCGGUCAGAUGGCCAAAGACGCCUCGAAAGACUCGGACGCUGCCAACGAGAAAGCGCCGCCAGCAGGUGUACCGUACUUUGCCCUCUCGCUCACGUACCGACCUCCCUUUCUGGACUCGAACGAUGCAUCGCCCAUGCAGGCUCUGCUGGAAGACAUCGAAGCCCAGAAGGACAGGUACGACUUUAUCAACCUGCGCGCUUCCUCCCGCGCUUCCACCUGGCCAGCCUCGGACGCAGCCAUCGUAGCGCAAGCCAAGAGUCUCCUCGACUGGAACGAACGUCACCAGUACUGUCCCGGCUGCUCACGACAGCAGUAUUCCCUCUGGGCAGGUUACAAGCGAGGUUGCAGCUCUUCUCUCGGUCACGCUACAUCCGGAACCCCCUUUUCGAAAGCUUUCCUCCCACCCAACACCGCUUCCUUCUCUGAUGAUGGCAAGGGUGUAUGUCCGUCCACCAAAGUCCUCUCGAACUUCCACUACCCACGCACGGAUCCUGUGAUCAUCAUGGCGAUCAUCUCCCCGGACGGUGAAAAAGUCCUUCUCGGAAGGCAGAAGAAAUGGCCAUCCGGAUUCUACUCCUGCCUAGCUGGAUUCUGCGAACCCGGCGAGUCGUUCGAAGAAGCUGUUCGACGAGAAGUGCUCGAAGAAUCGGGCAUUCACGUCGAUCAAGUCAUCUACCACUCCUCCCAACCCUGGCCUUACCCAACCAACCUCAUGGCCGGAUUCUACGGAAUCGCCAAAACCGACAACGAAAGCGAUAUCAGGUUGGAUCUCGAUAACGAACUCGAAGACGCGCGCUUCUACACGAGAAAACAGAUCCUCGAGGUGAUCGAGAGCAAGAGCAGAGGACACUUCACCAAAGCUGAACUGGAAAAGAUCGAUAGGGAUGGCGAGGAAAAGGAGGUGAGUGAAAAGCAGAAAGAAAAGGUGCAGAUCAGGUUGCCCCCGACAACGGCGAUCGCAAGGGUGUUGGUAGAGGCGUGGGCCAAGGGCGAGGCUGUACUGCCAACGCAUAUGGACAACUUUCAAAAGACAAGGAUGUAA